GAGAUUGAGAGACUUUCAGCGCGCCGCUCCGACUCUCUUUCCGAUAUCUGGAAUCUGGAGGUUUCGCUUUUAUUCCAAGAAGCGCGUUUAUUCUAAGAGGAUCCAUUGGAGACUUCUGCUAUGUGGUGGAACCGAAAGAAGGCGUGAUUUAGGAACGAUUGAAUGAUUAAAACAUUUCCCAACCUGGUGCGCUGAGCGCGUGUCUCUCUCUCUCUCCACGGAUCCCGCGCGCUUUGCGCUUUUACGCGUCGGCUGGAUUUUGCGCACAGGAGGAUUUGCGAUGUGGAAGACACCUGUCGUGGGUUUCAUUUGUUCUUUAUCGCUUCUAUUAUCGCUGACAUGUGCUGGGGAUGUAAAAUCGCGCAGCUGCAGCGACAUGCGCCAGGCUUACACAGCCAAAGGCUUUAGUGUUCAUAAUGUACCACACCAGGAGAUAUCAGGAGAACAUCUGCGGGUUUGCCCUCAGGGCUACACCUGCUGUACCUCAGACAUGGAGGACAAACUCGGUCAGCAGAGUAAGCUGGAUUUUGAGAAACUAGUGGAGGAGAGCAGCCACAAAAUACGGACAAUACUGACCUCCAGACAUAAAAAGUUUGACGAAUUCUUCCUGGAGUUGCUGGACAACUCGGAAAAGUCACUCAACGACAUGUUUGUGCGCACAUAUGGCAAACUGUACACUCAUAACUCGGAAAUGUUUGAAGAUCUGUUCUCAGAGCUCAAACGCUAUUACACCGGCGGCAAUGUCAACCUCGAAGAAAUGCUGAACGAUUUCUGGUCGAGACUGCUUGAACGAAUGUUUCAGCUGCUCAACUCCCAGUACACGUUUACGGACGACUAUCUUGAGUGUAUCAGCAAAUAUACAGACCAGUUAAAACCCUUUGGAGAUGUUCCACGCAAACUCAAAGCCCAGGUCACAAAGGCAUUUAUUGCGGCUCGCUCGUUCGUUCAAGGACUUAUGGUGGGUCGAGAAGUGGCCAACAGGGUGGCGAAGGUCAACAUAUCACCAGGUUGCGGUAAAGCACUCACAAAAAUGCUGUACUGCCCAUACUGUGGAGGAAUGCCAGGUCUCAAACCCUGUGCCAACUACUGCCAAAAUGUUGUGAGAGGCUGCCUGGCCAACCAAGCGGAUCUGGAUCCAGAGUGGAAUCUGUUCAUUGAUGCCAUGCUGCUGGUCGCUGAUAGACUGGAAGGCCCGUUUAAUAUCGAAGCCGUCGUGGAGCCAAUCGAUGUGAAGAUCUCUGAAGCCAUCAUGACCAUGCAGGACAACAGUAUACAAGUUUCUUCCAAGGUAUUCCAAGGAUGCGGUCAUCCCAAGCUAGCUGGAAGUGGACGGUCUACCCGCGGGAUCUCGGAUGUGUUCAACAGACGAUUCAGACCGUACAGCCCUGAAGAGAGACCCACUACGGCAGCUGGCACCAGCCUGGACAGACUGAGGAUUGUUUGGAGAACAAUGCAACACAGCGUGAUCGACAUUAAGGAGAAGCUGAAGGAGUCGAAGAAAUUUUGGUCAUCGUUGCCAGACCGCAUCUGUGCAGAGGACAAAGUGACUGACCCAGAUGAGGAACAGUGUUGGAACAGUCACACAAAGGGAAGAUAUUUUCCAGACGUUGUUAAAGACGGCCUCACAAACCAGCUGAAUAAUCCGGAGGUAGAAGUGGACAUCACAAGACCGGAUACUUUUAUACGACAGCAGAUCAUGACACUGCGUGUGAUGACCAACAAGUUACGAAACGCGUACAAUGGCAAAGACGUCUACUUCCAAGACUCAAGUGAUGAGGAGAGCGGUUCGGGCAGUGGAAGUGGCUUUACGACAGAGCCUGAAGUGGUGCACACAGAACCUCCGAUGGUGGAAGCUGACAUAAGCGACCCACAACCAGCAGCGAACACAGCCCAUCAGCAAAGCCCAUCGUUGCCGUUACUAUUUGCUGUAAUCACGCUCACGACGCUGUUGUUGCAAUGGAGAUAAUGGCAGGAGGGGGCAAACCGCCACAAGGACAUUUAAGACAAAUGCAGCGUCGUUCACAAUGCACUGUUAGCCUUUCCUUAACAGAGCUGGACGUUUUCCAAAAAAAGGAGAAAAAGCCCUUGUAAAAAAAAGAAAAGGAGAACAAGCUAGCUAGAUAUAAGGAGUGAGAGAGAGAGAGAAAGAGAGAGAGAGAGUUUAGUAAAGAAGUGAACGCAAACUUUUGCAUCCUGCUUGUUCCAAAGAAUGCUUGGUGCAAUCACAAAGCAGCUUCUCUUUUGGAAAUUAAAGCUAAAGUAUGUUAUUUUUACAAUGGUACAAUUCUUAUCGUAUCCCAGUUUAAAGGAAUAUUCCGGAUUUAGUUCAAUCGACAGCAUUUGUGGCAUAAUGUUGACAGAUAUCACAAAAAUCAUUUGCAAAACGGCCCUUCUUUUCUUUCAUUUUUUUUAAUCUGGGUUACAGUGAGGCAUUUAUAAUGGAAGUCAAUGGGGUAAAUCUGUAAAUGUUAAAAUACUCACUGUUUUAGAAGUAUACAAGCCACAAGACAAAAACAAUAUGUGUUAAAAUCUCAUACUAAACAUUACUGUGUAGUUAUAUCCGAUUUUACAACUGUUUUGCCAUGAUGACGUAACGUCGAAAACCCUAAAACGACACUUAUAACAACUUUACAGCUCAAAUAAUACACAAGAUUUACCAGACAAAUUAAUGUAAGUGCUUUUAUAAAUAAAGUUUCACAUUUCUGCCUUUAAGCCCUCCAAAAAUUGGCCUCAUCCACUUCCAUUGUAGGUGCCACACUGCAACCUAAAUUUGAGCUUUUUUAAUGAAAAGGAGGGACGGAUACAUUUUCGACAUGUCAAAUAAAAGUAAGCCGUUUGUAGGUUAAUUUCCACAAAACGUGCAACACUAUAAAAAUAUUGCUCUGUUUGUUUGAGCAUACCGACCUGCCUGACGCAGCAACAUUGGUUCAGCCAAUGGCAUGAGAUGGGGCGGGACUAUCUUUUUAGCCAACCAAUGGGAAACAGUCAUUAUUUUUGCAAUUCCGUUUGGUGACACUAUUGGCACAGAAACGACACACAUCAGUUUUAAAAGACAAACAAAGUUUCAGGAUGAAAGGUGGUUUCCGUGGGAACGGGACCACUUUCAUCAUGGUCGUUUCGGAAAAGAAUGGGAAUAUGAAAAUAUAUAUUUUUGUUUUUUCUUUUAUUCUGUAUAAAAUUAGAGAAACACAAUGAUCUCUGGUGGGCUUUUCUUUUCUUUUUUUUUUCUUUCCACGCCUGAAUUCAUCUUAUAAUAAAAAACAAAACAAAAAACAGAAGUAAACAAAAACACAAAUCAAACUUGUUUAUGCACCACUGUGAGAAUGCAUGGGAAGGCCAUUAGUAAAUGAUUUAACUGUGAUUUUCACUCAAUUUUAAUGCACCGUUUCUUUCAAUCUUGUUUUUUUGUGUUAAAAAGGUGACUUUUUAUGUUAAUUAAAACCGAUAGUAAUUUGAAUUUCUUUUAUAGGACUGAGAGCUUGAAGCGAGUCUGAUAGAAAGUCCCUGAGGGUUACUCCGACAUGAUUCAAAUUAAAUGAUCCUUAUCUUAAUAUAAAGAUUUUAGUUAUCAAAUGUUUUCUUACAGAGACAGAAAAAUUAUUUAUAUUUCUAAUAUAAUAUUAUAUUUUGGCUUUACCAGUUAGCAACUUUUAUUCAAAAAUGCUUAUAUAUAAUAAAAUAGCUCUUGCAGAGAAUGAUGCUUUGGGCCUUUUCAUUACAAGCAUUCAUUUUAUUUUUGAAAUAUAUAUUAUUUUUAUUUUAAAUUGCAAUUUUAAGGCUGGCUUCACAGGUACUCGCGUUUAAAAAAUUGCACCUGAUAAGUUUGAAAUUAUUCAAAAAUAUAUUGAGGAAAAGUUUGUUACAUGUUAUUUCCCUUAAGAAUGAAACAAUUCCCUUAAAGGAAUAUUUCACUCAAAUUCUAAACCCUAAAAUUGUCUCAUUAUUCACUCAUCCUGAUGCCAUCCCAGACGUGUAUGACUGUUUUCAGCAGAAUGUAAAUGAAGAUUGUUAGAAGAUGAUAGAGCUCUGUCAGGUCCUAUAAUGGAAGCACAUGUGUGCCAGCAAUUUGACGGUCAAAUGUCUCAUUUAGUCAGCAUAAAAGUAAUCAACACGACUCCAGUCGAUCAAUGAAUGUCUUCUGUAGCAAAUCAAUAUGUCUGUGUAAAAAAAUAAAAAGACAAUUACAAACGUUUGUAACUUUUAAAAAGCGCUACCUGACCGCAAUUGACGAGAAGCGUGAAGCGGGCCAGCGAGUUCACGCGAGAGUUCAAAAGCGACGCUUAUUUACGACAGAAGAACGAACGUCACGUCAGAGUUCGUCCAUUUUCAACAGCCCAACCGCAUCAGAUCCCUGGACGGAAGCGCCGAUUUAAAGUUAAAAUAGCAAAAAUAGAACUAAAUUUAGUUGAAAGUGUCUUUACUCUUAUUUAUGCAUUUUUGUAUUGUACUCAAUUAUCUAUUUACAACCCUUUAUUUGCAUAUCAACAUUUCUUUUUAAUUAUCUCACCGUUGGCUUUUUUCUGGUUGACUUUCACAAUUACACAUUUAUAUUGUGAAUCAAUGGGCUUCAUUCAUGAACACGUGCAGAAAGAAUUUCUGUGAUUUUAUAUAUAUAUAUAAUUCUUUAGUGAAAUUGACUUAUUUUGGAGUUAUAGUUUAUUUUUUGUCAAAAAAAAAAACAUUCUUAUGAAAACUGUCGCAUUUAAUUGCACUGCAAAAAUAAUUCUUAAUCCGUAUUUUUGUCUUUUUUCUAGAAAACAAAUUAAAUAUAUAUAUAUAUAUAUAUAUACACACACACAACUUCAAAGAAAAUAUUCUUUAAAAGUUACAUUUUUCAGAGAAAUCAUGUUUUCAAAAAAUCUUAGAAUAUCUUGAUUAUACGUUUACAUUUCUUAGCACAUUGGUAAAAAAAAUGUUUUAAGCAUGUUUUUGAUUUUCUUCAUGUUUAAAGAGUUUUGUUUUGGUUUAUGUUUGGACAUAAUUAAGAAAUUAUUUGUUGCCAUGUGAAUGCAAAAAUAAACAUACGAAUGGUUUUAUGAACGAUGCACAGAAAUUUGUUUUGCUAGUAUUGUAUGAAUGACGGCCAAUGAUUGUGGGAGCUGUAAUGGAUGUUAUAAGGUCACUCUCUUGGUUGUACUGACACAUUUGUGUCUGUAGUUUUAAUUGUUGCUAAUCCAGUGAAUUUCAGAUCAAAUUUGUACAGUGCACAAACGAAUGGAAUUGCCAAUUUAAUGGCCCUGACUUCCCGUUAUGAAUGUGGGCAUGUUUGAAUAUUGUUUUAAAAAAACCUCUCCAAACAACUCUUCGUUUAUACGAAGGACGCCAUGCAUUCACCAGAGCCUGUGUGCUUUACAUUGAAACCUGCUUGCUUAAAAACUCGUUUCAUCAUUCAAGUGCGUCAACGCUAAAAUCCUCUGUUUUCUGUUCAUGGUAAACUUUGAAGGCGGAAAGCUUCAGUGAUGUGAAAACACUAUAUAGACACAUAUAUAGCUUUGUAAAUGAAAUGUGGAAUCUGGCAGAGGUUUAAAAAGCACCUCAGAGUUUUUGGAAAUAAGUAAUCCAGUAAGCCAAUAGAGGACAAGGUUGAACGUACUUCUAAAUGUGUCUUGAAGUCAACAUGAAAUCAAAAUCUAUUGUAAUGAUUUUCUUAAUAUACAUUAUUAGGAUUCAUCAGUGCACAAAACAAAAAAGAAGUCCUCCGCAAACAACCGCAAACUCACAUUCAGGUGACAUUCAACCCACUUUUCACAAUCCAGUUCCUACUUGAUAAAAUCAAGUAUUGUUUCUCACUAAUCAUUGGUAGUGCUUUACAAUAAGGUUUUAAUCAUUACUAUUAGUUAACUACAGUAGUUAACAAUGAGAAAUGCUUUUUUAACACUUUCAGAGGCAAGAAAAAGUAUGUGAACCCUUUGGAAUAAGCUGGUCUUCUGCAUUGAUUGGUCAUACAAUGUGAUCUCAUCUUCAUCAAAGUCACAAGUAUAGACAAACACAAUGUGUUUAAGAUAACAACACACACAAACAAUUAUAAUCGUUCAUAUCUUUACAGAACAAAUCACAUUAAACAUUCGCAGUGCCAUGGAAAAAGUAAGUGAACCCUUGGAUUUAAUAACUGGUCGAUCCUCCUUUGGCAGCAAUAACCUCAAUCAAGCAUUUCCGGUAGAGGCGGACCAGACCUGCAAAACGUUCAGAAGGACUUUUGGACCAUUUCAUCUUACAAAACUGUUUUAAGCUAAGUCAUAUUCUUAGGAUGUGUGGUGUGAACAGCUCUCUUAAGAUCUGGGCUCUGACUGGGUCACUCCAAUUGGUGGAUUUUCUUUUUUUUUAAGCCAUUUUGUAGUGGAUAUACUUUGAUGUUUAGGGUCAUUGUCACAGCCACCCUGACAUUAUCCUGUAGUAUAUCUUAAUAAACUUGGGAUAGUUUCAUCAAUCCACAAAACAUUUUCCCAGUAGCAUUGUGGAGCAUCAAAGUGGUCUUUGCAAACUUCAGCAAACUUGUUGGAAAGCUGCAAAUUCAUUCAUGAUGUCCUGCCAUGAACACCAUGCCUGUUUGAUGUUUUCUGUAAAGUAGAUUCAUGAACAGAGUUGUUAACCAGUUCCAGUGAUUCCUUCAAGUCUUUAUCUGUCACUCUAGGUUUACUUUUUACCUCACUGAGCAUUCUGUGGUGUGCCCUUUGAGUCAACGUCUAGUUGACGGCCACUUCUAGGGAGAGUACCCAUAGUAAUAAAUCAUCUCCAUUUAUAGACAAUUUGUCUAAAUGUGAACAGACGAAUAUCUAUGAUCUUUGAGAUAACUUUGAAAUCCUUUCCAGCUUCAUAAAAAGCAACAAUUCUUGAUCGUAGGUCUUCUGAGAUCUCUUUUAGCUAGGCAUGGUCCACGUCAGCAGAUACUUCUUGUGGAUAGCAAACUGAAAAUAUUUGAGUGCUUUUUAUAAGUCAAAUUAUCUCUAACCCACACCUACAAUCUCAUUUCAUUAAUUGGAUGCCAUGUUUGACAACUCAUGGCUUUAAUUAGCAUUAACAUUUUCCGCAGCACUGUGAAUGUUUAAUAGGGUGUGUUCAAUAAAGACAUGUAAGAUUAUAAUUGUUUAUAUGUUUUGUUAUCUUAAGCACAUUGUGUUUGUCUAUACUUGUGACUUUGAUGAAGAUGAGAUCACAUUUUAUGACCAAUUAAUGCAGAAGACCAGCUAAUUUCAAAGGGUUCACAUACUUUUUCUUUCCAGUGUAUUAAUCUUAGUCAAAAGUCAUUUCAAACCAAACUUUGGUUAGAAAAAUCAUCAUAAUUCAACAUACAGUAUAUUGUCUUAAAAUUGGUAUUAUCUUACAAAAUUUUGCUUCUCGGAUAAAUCUAUUUGCGAAUAGAUUGCGAAAUUUUUAAUUCAAUACAAAUUAUCUGAAGAAAAAAAAAAUAUAUAUAUAUAUAUAGUCGAGCUUUUGCUUCUGAAAAUGGGUUGUGAAUGUAAUUUCAUGUUGACGCUAAGUUAGAAAGAAAGCUAAGGAAAUAUAGAUGGAAAGAUUUACAAGAACAGAGAAUUCCAGAGUGCUCUUUGAAUGACAUGCCAACUUUACUUAAAAAAAAAAAAGAAGACGACGAAAGUGAGGAACCCUCAAAAGUAGUCGAGGGUCCCAAAAGGGCUGGUCGUAAUAUAGGGCCAUGUUAAUUUUUCUUUCUUUCUAUUUUUCUCUUUUUUCCCCUCCUUUAUUGUGCUUUCCUGUCAGAAUUCAAAGAUAUGGUGUUAUUGAAAAGAGCAUGUCAUGUAAAACUUAAUAGCUUGCGUGUUUCUAUUUGUGGUCUGAAUGUAUGGCUUUCUCUUUUGUGCGAGGAUGAUAGCGUUUCAAAAUGUAUCACCGAUAUUAUUGGAGGAUGUAAAAACUAAGAUACAGUAUGUCCAUCCAUCAAAUGGACAUUUUUAUUUUAUUUUCAUUUUAUAUUUCAUAGAAACUGAACGAUAAAAAAAGUUUCUACUUAUAUAAUUUUUCUUUCCACAUUGCACUUUGAAACUGAGUUCCACAUUUAGAUUGUUUAUCGCUAUGAGUGACAAAAAAAAAAGAAGAAAAAAAAGUUUACAUGUAAACAAGUGCAAGCCAUGUUAAAUACAUGCUUGGAACACUUUGAUGAGAUUGUGGUUUGGAAGUGAAGUUGUUUCUACUGAAGCACGCUGCUUUGAGCUCCUAUAGGUGAAGUUUUAAUACAACGUUUAUGUCAUGCAAGCAGACAUGCCUUACAGUUUUUCCUUUUUUUUUUUUUAAGAAAAGUACUGAAUGGAUUGCAUAUUUGGAUUUUGUUACUCUCUCUUAUAUACAGACAAGUAAUGAAGGGGUGCAAAUAAACAUUUUAUAUGAAA
Messenger RNA from Xyrauchen texanus (razorback sucker), 8342 nucleotides. RefSeq names its product glypican 6a (gene gpc6a). The transcript is spliced from 10 exons. NCBI's taxonomy places the organism in Eukaryota, Metazoa, Chordata, Actinopteri, Cypriniformes, Catostomidae. The record is from RefSeq and is a predicted model, not a curated record. Gene Ontology annotation, cellular component: plasma membrane; extracellular region; synapse. Bases 281 to 1966 code for a protein of 561 amino acids. Gene Ontology annotation, biological process: regulation of protein localization to membrane; regulation of signal transduction; cell migration.